AAAAAAUUGCACUGACUGAUAUGCGAAGCCGUGUAUGACAGUGUCACUGACAGAUUAAAAACGAGUAUAUCUAAUAUCUCCGUCAGACACAUCAACUGCCUGGAUGCCGACGUGAAGCCAGUACUGCCGGAAACACAUCAAGCCUAAGAUGACCGGUGUGCUGACCCCUGACAUGUAAAUGGCGUCCAAAGUGAGAGAUGCUGUGGUGUGGUACCAGAAGAAGAUCGGGGCCUACGAUCAGCAGAUAUGGGAGAAGUCUGUGGAGCAGCGGGAGAUCAAGUUUAUUAGACUGGGCCUGAGGAACAAGCCAAAGAAGACCGGCCAUGUGAAGCCAGACCUCAUCGAUGUGGACCUGGUCAGAGGCUCCGCGUUCGCCAAGGCCAAGCCUGAGAGCCCGUGGACCUCCCUGACGCGCAAGGGCAUCGUGAGGGUGGUCUUCUUCCCCUUCUUCUUCAGAUGGUGGAUCCAGGUCACCUCCAGGGCCAUCUUCUUCCUGCUGCUCUCCCUCUAUCUCCUCCAAGCGGCGGCGGCGGUGCUGUUCUUCGCCGCGCGGCCGACCCUCACCAUCCCCGUCACCGAGGUGUUCGGGGGCAUAUGGCUGAUGCUGCUCCUGGGGACCGUGCACUGCCAGAUCGUGUCCACUCGGACCCCCAAGCCCACCCCCAGCAGCGGGGGGAAGAGGAGAAGGAAGUUAAGGAGGGCAGCUCACUUGGAGGUGCAUAGGGAAGGCGAUGGCUCUAGCACUACCGAUCACACUCAGGAGGGGGUGCUGCACUGCUCUGGGGCUGCAGCCACUCACAGCCUUGCUGCUUUCUUCAGACAGCUCUGGCAUGAUAUCUGUAAAACGGGGUCCAAGAAGUCAAAGUUGUCCAUCGACAAGUCGACGGAGACGGACAACGGCUACGUGUCCCUGGACGGGCGGGUCACCAGUAAGAGCAGCGAGGAGGGCCUGCAGCUCCACGAGCCCGUGUGUGACCUCCUGCGCUCGGAGGAGACCUGCUGGGGCGCUGUACCUCCCCAAAACAACCUUCUGCUGCCCCCCAUUGGCAAGGAGCCCCCCAGUCCCCGUAGUGUGGAGAACAUGUCGGAUGAGGCGUCCAGUGAGGAGGACCCCGAGGCCUACAGCGUGAUCCGCCGCGGUGUGGAGCGCUUGAACAACGACUGCACACUACGCAACAGGAAGCUGCACCACUACAAGAAACACUACCCUGCUGAGGAGACGCCCAAGUCGGGCACCAGCUGCAGCUCGCGCUGCUCCAGCCUGCGGCAGGACUCGGAGAGCACGCGGCACGAGUCGGAGACCGAGGACGUGCUCUGGGAGGACUUCCUGCACUGCGCCGAGUGCCGCUCCUCCUGCACCAGCGAGACCGAGGGCGAGGGCAACGCCGUCUGCCCCGCCGCGCCCAAGAAGGAGUACCGCGACGACCCCUUCCACCAGGGCCACGUCCCGUGGCUGCACAGCUCCAACCCGGGCCUGGAGCGCGUCAGCGCCAUCGUGUGGGAGGGCAACGAGUGCAAGAAGGCCGACAUGUCCGUGCUGGAGAUCAGCGGCAUGAUCAUGAACAGGGUGAAUCUCUACACGCCUGGGAUCGGGUACCAGAUAUUUGGGAACCUGGUGUCGGUGGUGCUGGGCCUGACGCCCCUGGCCUACAGGCUGUCCCAGUACAGAGACCUGGAUCAGCUGACCACGCUGUCGGGGCGCGAGCUGGUCUCCGUCGCCUUCGGCUCCAGCUCGGACGUCAUGGUGAUCACCAUGGUGACCGUCAGCCUGGUGGUGCGCGGCUGCCUCACCUGGCUCUUCUUCUUCCUGCUGAGCGUGGCCGAGAGGACCUACAAGCAGAGGCUGUUGUUCGCCAAGCUCUUUGGCCACCUCACCUCUGCCAGGAGGGCCAGGAAGUCCGAGGUCCCGCACUUCCGCCUGAAGAAAGUGCAGAACAUCAAGAUGUGGCUCUCCCUGCGCUCCUACCUGAAGAGGCGGGGCCCUCAGCGCUCGGUGGAUGUCAUCGUGUCCUCUGCGUUCCUGCUCACCCUCUCUGUCAUCGUCAUCUGCUGUGCCCAGCUGCUCCACGUGCACGAGACGUUCCUGGAGUGUCACUACAACUGGGAGCUGGUGAUCUGGUGCACCUCCCUCUCCCUCUUCCUGCUGCGCUUCGUCACCCUGGGGUCUGAGACCAGCAAGAAGUACAGCAACACCUCCAUCUUACUGACAGAGCAGAUAAAUCUGUACCUGAAAAUGGAGAAGAAACCAAAUAAAAAAGAAGAACUGACCCUGGUGAAUAAUGUGCUGAAGUUGGCCACCAAGCUACUGAAGGAGCUGGACACCCCCUUCAGACUGUACGGACUGACCAUGAACCCCCUCCUCUACAACAUCACCCAGGUGGUGAUCCUGUCGGCCGUGUCUGGGGUCAUCAGCGACCUGCUGGGGUUCAAUCUGAAGCUCUGGAAGAUCAAAUCGUGACAGGAAGCUAUGUGAAUUCAGCAGGGCCCCAAGCUAAGGGAAGAAACACACUCGACCAGAGGGGGGCGCUGUUGAGACUGUCUACGGACUCUGAUAAUGAACUGUGGCCCUUUUCCCAGACGAAUCGAAGUGCUUACAUUUCACGUACUUGUGCAAUUCAGAUAUUUAUUUUACCCUUUCAGUGUUUUUAGGUUUUUUGCCUUUGUUUUAGUGACAUGUUUUUAUUGAAAGUAUUAUUUUUUUGGCAGCAGGUAUGUGUUCUCAGAGCUAUGCUCAAACAGCAGAGAUGACAUCCUAGGGGAAAUGGUGAAAAUCUGGGGGGGGGGGGGGGGGUACAGCGAAGAGUUACGGCACUUUCGUGUAUGCAUGCAUGCGUAUGCACUCGCAUACGUUUGUAUGCAUUGUAUAUAAUGCAACUCUUCAAAGAAUCACAUUUAUUUAGUGUAGAUGUAGUCAGUUCACUGUGAACACUACAGGACAUUGUGGUCUCAGAACAUCACAUACUCAUCACAUUGUGAAGAACACACACACACACACACACACACACACACACACACACACACACAAUUUCUCAUCACAAAAUGUGUUUAGAUCCUUCAGAUGGUGCACCAGACGCAAAGAGUCAGCUGUUGGCUUGACAGCAUUUGCUCUCGAAAUGCCAGCACACCAAAGUUCAGAAUCCAAACACCAGACACUGUGUGCGCACAAAAAAAACCCAUCAAAAUGGAUGCUGUUUGGUGUCAAAGUGGGAAGGUCGUUUUAUCCAUCAGACACCGCAUCCACUGGUGUUUCCGCCUUUGGUCUCAACCCAACUGACGAUUGGAGGGAAGGUGUUUCUACAAACUACAAUCACUCCGUGUGUUGCUGGAUGCUGGCAAUAAGAAACCAGCCAGGUUUCUGUUUGUUGCCCUGUGUACUCUCUCUUUCUUACUCCCUCUCUCUGUCCGUUCUCUUUUUGUUCUCUCAAUCUCUCUUUAUUCUCUCUGUCUCUCUCUCUCUGGCUUUGUGUUGUGGCUUUGUCAGAGCGUACUUUUCCACGGUCAAUCUGUAUUUCAAGCAAUAACUGACAGUGCUACUCAGACUGAAGGUGUUUUGCUAGUCCUAGUUAAGUGUAAAUAUUAAAACACUGGGAUGUUUGUGGCUCCAGUUAGGCAUGCCUGAAAACAUGCACUUUAUUAAAACAAACAAAAAAAUUGUUACAUGUUUCAAUGUCAAAACUUGUUUUUCUGAAGAAGAGCCUUUUUUUGGUUUUGUUUUUGUAUUGUUUGCGUGGGACAGUCAGUAUGAAGAUGACCAAAGUGCAUUUUGCUGGAAAAGAAUGUAUAACACAUGCAUUUAAAAUGAGUUUGGUUUUUUUUUGAAAAUGCUUUAAAAGGAUAUUGAUGUUGCUUUUUUUUGUUGCUUGUUUCGUUUUAUUUCUAAAUACGGUCACUUACGCUUUUUAGAUGUCAGGAAAUGUUUGCAGUACUAAAAAAAAAAAAAAAUGUUAAGUUGGAAGGUAAAAGAUGGGGGACAGAAUUGUUUCAUAAAAACAAUGCUAUGCAUUGUACUUCCUUUUUUAAAAGGAGGUCUGCAUAUUUAAGUUAUAAGUUAAAAAAAUAGUUUUUUGUGAGCAAGUCUAUUUAUAUUAGUUCCACGUUUUUAUAUAAAAUAUGGACUUCCGAGAGUAUCAUUGAGAAUAAGCUACAGGCUGCGCUCUCUGAAACAGACAGUGAACCUGAAGUGCAUCAACUCCAUUGACUCCAUGUACCACGUGACACUGUAAUCAUCAAAAUAUUCAUUAAAACUUACUGUGGCUGA
This is a messenger RNA of Conger conger (European conger), 4258 nucleotides long. RefSeq names its product protein PHTF2-like. The record is from RefSeq and is a predicted model, not a curated record. The transcript is spliced from 19 exons. Gene Ontology annotation, cellular component: endoplasmic reticulum. NCBI's taxonomy places the organism in Eukaryota, Metazoa, Chordata, Actinopteri, Anguilliformes, Congridae. Bases 179 to 2458 code for a protein of 759 amino acids.